Molecule: messenger RNA, 1221 nt
Organism: Oryzias melastigma (Indian medaka)
Lineage: Eukaryota; Metazoa; Chordata; Actinopteri; Beloniformes; Adrianichthyidae
Gene: grpel1
Product: GrpE-like 1, mitochondrial
Exons: 4
Coding region: 106-750 (214 amino acids)
Biological process (GO): protein import into mitochondrial matrix; protein folding
Cellular component (GO): PAM complex, Tim23 associated import motor
Molecular function (GO): protein-folding chaperone binding; protein homodimerization activity; adenyl-nucleotide exchange factor activity
Source: RefSeq, a predicted model, not a curated record
CGUCCCUGAAUCUGAUUGGCUGAGGCGGCACGCAGCUCCCAUCACGAUAGUGUAACCCAUCGGCGCGUGUCACCGGAGGAUUUCUGUCGCUGUACUUUGAGAAAAAUGGCCAGCUGGUGUGUGCGGGCAGUGAGACAGAGUUACUGUCUUGUCGGGUCUCCUGCUUUUGUCAGAGCGCCGCCGCGUCUGCUCUGUACGGCUGCUCAGAGGAGGAACGGCCAGGGCUCGGAGGAGGAGGCCGAGAAGGCGGAGCAGACCACGCCGGAGAAAACGCUGGCGGAGGAGAAGACUCAGCUGGAGGAGCAGCUCAAAGAAAUGACCGAAAAAUACAAGCGGGCUUUAGCAGACACAGAGAACCUGAGGAGGAGGAGUCAGAAGAUGGUGGAGGACGCUAAACUUUACGGGAUCCAGGGCUUCUGUAAGGAUCUGCUGGAGGUGGCCGACAUCCUGGAGAAAGCUACAGAGAGCGUCCCCAAAGAGGAGGUGACCAGCCAGAACCCUCACCUGAAGAACCUGUACGACGGGCUGGUGAUGACGGAGGUCCAGAUCCAGAAGGUGUUCAGCAAGCACGGCCUGGUGAAGCUCAGCCCCGAGGGGCAGAAGUUCGACCCGUACGAGCACGAGGCCCUGUUCCACGCCCCCGUGGAGGGCAAGGAGCCCGGCACCGUGGCCGUGGUGACCAAAGUGGGCUACAAGCUUCACGGCCGCACUCUCAGGCCGGCGCUGGUGGGCGUGGCUAAGGCCUCCUAGAACUGACGGAGAAACACGAGCGACCUCCGGCUCUGCUGCCAGCCUUUCCCCUAAAGUCCCUCCAGACUCCAGCAGACUCAGAGACGGGAGUCCAGCCGAACUUUCAUGAGGACCACGUCAGUUUGUUCUUUCAGACGUUAGAAUCCCAGAGAAAACUUCCAUGUGUGUUUGGUUCUGAUGAGAGCUGCUCUCCGCUGGGUCCAGAUGUUUGUGCUUCCUGUCUGUGAAGGAACGGAGGUGUUGGAGGGACGUCCUCAGACCUCCAACUCCUCUGAGCAGCAGCAUUUCCAGACCUCUGAGAGUAAAAGAACAUUUUAACUGCUAAUAAACCCCCUGACGACCAUGUUGGAAACAUCUCUGAUUCCUCCAUCCAAACCCUGUAAAGAUGAAAAGUCAUAAACAACAAAAUGAAACUCUGUAUAUGUUUGGAGAAUAACAGAAGAAUAAAAGAAGUUGUAGGUAAAACCUGGA